This is a messenger RNA of Daucus carota subsp. sativus, 1857 nucleotides long. Its product is annotated as ABC transporter G family member 9. Gene Ontology annotation, biological process: transmembrane transport. The record is from RefSeq and is a predicted model, not a curated record. Gene Ontology annotation, cellular component: plasma membrane. Lineage: Eukaryota; Viridiplantae; Streptophyta; Magnoliopsida; Apiales; Apiaceae. The transcript has 4 exons. Bases 1 to 1857 code for a protein of 618 amino acids. Gene Ontology annotation, molecular function: ATP binding; ATP hydrolysis activity; ABC-type transporter activity.
AUGGAGGAGAAGACCGAUGUGGAAUCACAAACACAAGAAUCCUCCUCCGCUUUGCUUUUCAAUCGAAAUCUUCCCGUUACUUUGAAGUUUAAGGAUGUUGUCUACAAGAUUAAAAUCCAGAAAUUAGGAGGAAUUUUCAAGAAGCAGCAAAAAUCUGAGGAGAAAAUUAUCUUAAAUGGAAUCACAGGCUCUGUGUUUCCGGGUGAAAUGCUGGCAAUGCUAGGCCCUUCAGGCAGUGGCAAAACAACUCUCUUAACUGCAUUGGGGGGUCGACUUGGCGGAAAACUCAGUGGGACUAUAACCUUUAAUGGCAAGCCUUUUUCAAAUUCGAUGAAACGAAAUACUGGAUUUGUGACACAAGAUGAUGUUAUGUACCCACACCUAACUGUAACUGAGACACUCGUUUAUACUGCUCUUCUCCGGUUGCCUGGUAGUAUCACCAAAGAGGAGAAGGUAACACAUGCACAAGCUGUUAUUACUCAGCUCGGGUUAACUAAGUGCAAAAACAGCAUUAUAGGAGAUGCACUACUUAGAGGAGUAUCCGGGGGAGAACGUAAGAGGGUCAGCAUUGGACAAGAAAUGCUUAUAAAUCCAAGUGUACUUUUUCUUGAUGAGCCAACGUCAGGUCUUGAUUCGACCACAGCUCAAAGAAUUGUAUCUACAUUAUGGGAUUUGGCGAAUGGAGGAAGAACUGUGGUGAUGACAAUCCACCAACCUUCAAGCAGAUUGUUUUACAUGUUUCACAAAGUGUUGCUGCUAUCUGAAGGCAACACUAUGUAUUACGGUAAGGGAGAAGAAGCUCUGGAUUACUUCUCGAGCAUUGGAUAUGCCCCAUCAGUUACUAUGAACCCUUCGGAUUUCUUGUUAGAUCUAGCAAAUGGAAUUGUAUCAGGAGAUUCAGGGGAGGAUCAGAGUACGACGAAACAGGCCUUAAUUUCUGCUUUCAGGAGUAAUAAAGCUGAAAAUGUGAAAGCAGAAAUGCAACAAUCUUCUGAUGGUCACAUGCAAAUUGUUCCCGAUGAUAAAAAGUUUGCUAGGUGGAGCACAAGUUGGUGGCAGCAAUUCACCGUGUUGCUCAGUAGAGGGUUGAAAGAAAGAAAACAUGAUUCAUUUUCAGGUCUUAAGAUAGGGCAGGUGCUUAUUGUAUCUUUUCUCACUGGAUUGCUUUGGUGGAAAUCUGAUAUAACUCACAUACAAGAUGAGACUGGGCUUCUUUUCUUUUAUGCUGGCUUCUGGGGCUUUUAUCCUCUUUUCCAAGCUAUUUUUACAUUUCCACAAGAAAGAAUGAUGCUUGAAAAAGAGAGGGCUUCAGGAAUGUACAGACUCUCAUCGUAUUUCAUGUCCCGAGUUGUAGGCGACCUCCCCAUGGAGCUUGUACUCCCAACUGUUUUCAUCAUCAUAACUUACUGGAUGGCCGGCCUGAAGCGAACCUCAAAAAAUUUCUUCCUGACCUUAUUUUCACUAUUAUACAAUGUACUGGUUUCUCAGGGCCUCGGGCUGGCAAUUGGAGCUCUGGUGAUGGAUCAGAAAUCAGCAACGAUCCUCGGGUCAGUUAUAAUGCUGUCAUUCCUUCUAGCUGGUGGAUACUAUGUUCAGCACGUUCCAGCUUUCAUUUCAUGGAUCAAGUACAUUUCGACUAGCAAUUACACGUACAAGCUCUUACUAAUAUCACAAUACAAUUCGAAAGAUACCUACCCCUGUGGAGAGGACAAAACCUGUUUUGUCCGAGAUUUUCCAAAUGUAAAGACCAUAGGCCUCAACGGCAAGGCUGUUGCAGUGGUAGCAUUGGGCAUAAUGCUUAUUGGUUACAGGCUCAUAGCGUAUCUUGCCCUCAUGAGGAUCGGAACCAAAAAAUAG